GACGUACAAACUGUCGAAGCGAUCAGGUUUUUGAGAAUAUCAUAUCACACGUCGGUUUUUAGUAUAAAUUCGCUUGCCAGCUACCACCAAGUCAGCACACUAUCUUGUCUACCAGUUGAAGACACACACAAACUCCACAGCCCUAAAGAUGUUCCGCUUCCUUCUUGUUGCCUCGGCCUUCAUUGCCUGCGCCUAUGCUGCUUCUCAGAGCGACGCUUAUGCCACUGGCAGGAGCGACAGUGAUAUCCAGCCUGACGGUAGCUACAGGUUCUCAUAUGAUACCAGCAAUGGAAUCGCUGCUCAAGAGCAAGGAGUUGGUGGAUACUCUGCCAGCGGUGGAUUCUCCUACUACUCACCAGAGGGUGAACUGAUCCAGACUUCAUACGUUGCCGAUGAGAAUGGCUUCCAGCCUCAAGGCGCCCAUCUGCCCACACCACCACCCACUCCCGUGGCUAUUCUUAAGGCUCUGGAAUACAUUCGUACCCACCCACAAUACCAAGAACCAGCUCAGGGUCAACAAUUCGUUCGCCGUCAACCUCAGGUUGUCCGCAAGCCCUUCUUCGGUUAAGAGUUGAAAAGUAUUCCAAGUAUUUACAAAAUAAAAGCUUUCUUAAUGUGUAUAUAUGUUUUUAAUAAACGAAUAUGAUGUAAAGUAGAUAAACUAAAACGUGAAUAUUAACCUGUUCUUGCAAA
Molecule: messenger RNA, 693 nt
Organism: Drosophila virilis
Lineage: Eukaryota; Metazoa; Arthropoda; Insecta; Diptera; Drosophilidae
Product: pupal cuticle protein Edg-78E
Cellular component (GO): chitin-based extracellular matrix
Molecular function (GO): structural constituent of chitin-based larval cuticle
Source: RefSeq, a predicted model, not a curated record